AUGGUUACUGCCAUGGUGGAGCAGUGCUGGGAUGUCUACGGCUCCGCUUUGGGCACUAGACACAGUAGUACUGGUGGUGAAGUUAUGUUCAACUAUCACUAUGGCUGUCGUGAGAAUUAUAAUCCCGCCGGCAAUGAAAAGUUUAUAUGGCGAAACUGUAUUGGGCAUAAACGAGCAAGAAAACAGGCGAGAGUGUUUCUAUGGAGAAAAGACCAUUUGCGUUUCCUCAUAACGAUUAUACAAAAUUAUUUAAAGAUAACCGGCGCUGGUCAAGGAUUAGGACGCGAGCUAGCGAUUCAGUUCGCGGAGCUGGGCGCCACCGUUAUAUGCUGGGACAUCGAUGCGCGUAGAAACAAUGCCGUUGUUAAUCAGAUACGCAGCAAAGACGGCGAGUGCUUCGCCUUCACUAUAGACGUGACAGUCCGCGAGCAGGUGUCUACGCUGGCUGCGCGCAUGCGCCGGCAGCUGUCUGACGUGUCGAUGGUGGUGAGCAACGCGGGUGCCUUCUCCUGCUCGCCUAUAACGAGUUACAAGCCUGACGCCAUCGCCAAGAUUAUUGAGAUCAAUUUAAUGGCGCAUUUUUGGAUUAUCCAAGCAUUCUUACCGAACAUGAUCGAAAAGAGGCACGGACACAUCGUAGCCAUUAAUUCGAGUGCAGGUCUCCUUCCAUGUGCGGACAUGGUGCCGUAUUGCGCCGCCAAGUUUGGCCUCCGAGGUAAUUCCACCAAUAGCGAGGUACUCAUGUUAGUAUUCUAUCACUUUUCACGACCUAGGGAAAUGUCGUUAGUUACUGCGAGAAACUAA
Molecule: messenger RNA, 804 nt
Organism: Parnassius apollo (apollo)
Lineage: Eukaryota; Metazoa; Arthropoda; Insecta; Lepidoptera; Papilionidae
Source: the annotation of a GenBank genome assembly